AUGAGCGCGCUGCUUGGCUGUAACGAAAUGAUGGGCGCCAUCCACGGACUUACGUAUGCACUCGACAACAUCAUUCUUGAAGUAUGCGGCACGAUCAGACACACAGAGCGUAACAAAACCAAAUCUCAUGAACAACGCAAGGAGGACAUAAGCGGUCUCGUGUGGCGUGGCGGCACUGCACUCAACGAGCUCCACAAAACCCGAUAA
This is a messenger RNA of Phytophthora nicotianae INRA-310, 207 nucleotides long. RefSeq lists its product as hypothetical. The coding region runs from base 1 to 207 and encodes 68 amino acids. The transcript has 2 exons. The record is from RefSeq and is a predicted model, not a curated record. Lineage: Eukaryota; Oomycota; Peronosporomycetes; Peronosporales; Peronosporaceae.